Messenger RNA from Macroventuria anomochaeta, 1937 nucleotides. RefSeq lists its product as uncharacterized. Gene Ontology annotation, molecular function: DNA-binding transcription factor activity; RNA polymerase II cis-regulatory region sequence-specific DNA binding. Lineage: Eukaryota; Fungi; Ascomycota; Dothideomycetes; Pleosporales; Didymellaceae. Gene Ontology annotation, biological process: regulation of transcription by RNA polymerase II. The record is from RefSeq and is a predicted model, not a curated record. The coding region runs from base 131 to 1750 and encodes 539 amino acids. The transcript is spliced from 3 exons.
UCCAUUGCUAUACAGCACUUGACAAUUUACACUCCGCCUAAUAUAACACCACUCCACCUUCGUACCAAGGAACCAAUCGGAGAACCAUCUUACACUUGAUCAACUAGCAUACAACAUCACAGUAUUCGCAAUGGAAGGGUCAUAUCACAUGCACCCAAUGCAAGCAACAUCAGCACCAUUCUUCUACUACAACCCCGACCCUCAGGGCGAGAGGACUAGCCAGCACGGUCACUUCACACCCCAGCCUGCAGGCCAACAGACAUUCCACCCACAGAUGUACUACCAAAGGCCAUCGUCUGCACAGUCGAUGUCCUAUCCUCAGACCGCAUACGCCAACCAGAUGAUGACACCCGUAGCAUCGCCUCAGCCAAUGUACCAGAAGCCAGCAAUUUUUGUCCAGCCCCAGGAGUCCCCAUUCCUCCAGACACUCGACACUGACUUCUACGCGCCUGCUACACCUCCUCUGUCAUCUUGCGGUAGCAACAUCAGCAGCCCGCCUUCCACAUACGACCUCCUGCCCACACCCGUUAAUGCUUUCUUCCCUGGUGAGGGCAUUGAGGGCGUCAAGCAGGGCUGCGAAGGAGAGGUGUUCGCUGAGCUUCUAUCCACUGGUGUUGAGUGGAGGUCAGCCACCCCACCUAUGACCCCAGUAUACAUCCAGCCUAGCCAGGGAUCAUACCUGCUCUCCGCAACUUCUUGCCCAUCGCUGUCUCCUUCACCUUCACCGCUGCCCCGCUCUUUCUCCGUCGAAGCUGAGAACAACUUUUGCAACCCCAGGGAUCUCACUGUCUCUGCUUCCGAGCAGCUGACUCUGUGCCCCGUUGACGAGGAGCACAAGCUUGUCUUCAAGGGUGAGGUUGCCAAGGUUGACGAGGUUGAGUCCACGUUCACCUUCACCGGGCUGCCAACCUUCGAGCCCCUGUUCGAACUUGACUGCGAGGACGACUUCACCGGCCUUGUUGCCUUCCCCAACUCCGAGAUCCAGCUUCCUGCCGGCAAGCGACAGCACACCGUCCCCUGCACCCCUGAGGAAGAUUUCGUAAGCGACGAGAGCUUCACCGACUUCGAGGAGGACCUCAGCCUGCCCCUGACCCCCGCCGAGACCGAAGACGACAACAUGUCCGUUACGCCCAAGAAGCGAUCCAUCAAGAGGGCGCGCUCUGAGCAGAGCGAGGCGGAGUCAGACUACCAGGGUAAGCAUCAGACAUCCGGUGAUGAUAACGCCGCGUCUGGAGCAUCAAGCCAACAGAAUUCAGAUCAAGCAUCGAACCACAACGCUGCCAACUCCAGCUCUGAGGAGAACGUCUCCGCAUCUGUCGCUCCUUCCAGCCGUCGCGGCCGCAAGCAGUCGCUGACCGAGGAUCCCUCCAAGACCUUCGUCUGCACCCUCUGCUCGCGCCGCUUCCGUCGUCAGGAACACCUCAAGCGUCACUACCGCUCUCUCCACACUCACGACAAGCCUUUCGAGUGCACCGACUGCGGUAAGAAGUUCUCUCGCAGCGACAACCUCUCCCAGCACCAGCGUACCCACGGCACUGGCGCUAUGGUCAUGGGUGUCCUCGACAGCUCUGAGCUUCGCCAUGAGAUCCCUCAGCAACAUCCUGGGUCAUUCGACAACCAGGACCCUGCCAUGAUGGGCCGCAUCCUCUAUGAUGCUGCUGCCGGUAUUUCCAGCUCAAGCUCUGACUCAUACUCUGACCUCGAGCCAUCGCCGCUGAAGAUGCGCAGCAAGAGGAAGCGUGACGAGUAGACGGUUCUUCGGCCUCUUCUCCUUUCGGCUCUUCUAACGAACCUUCAUGACCCAGGCUCGAUAAAGGACUUCAUCAAUACCCGGCGGCUGCUCGUCACCAUCACGUCGUUAUGCUAGGCGACACAGCUAGACAGGCGGCACAGGUUUAUAUUGGCGACUCGGGUGUAUUACCUCGACGUUGCGGCAA